CAUCUUUCAAGCUUUCCGCAUCUUACUCGGAUCAAUAACAUUGAUCGACAGAGCACUUGUCCUUGACUCACCUUGCUCUAAAGCCCUCCAAGGAACCGAACAUUACACCAGCAGACCACCAUGUCGACAGUAUUCUGCUACAAUUGCGGAAACGGCCCGCUCAAUGCCGCCAUCAACGCAGCAUGUCCUAGUUGCCAACAUAUUGGUUCAAACCACGCAUACACGGCAGGAAUAGGUGCUACCUCAAGCAAUGAGUACACCAGCGCCGGCAGCGGUUCUUUUACCGAAAGGCCUGAGCGCGAGCCGGUUUACCGCUGGGUGUGCUGUUUCUGCCACAGUAGUAAUAGCUACAACGUGGACGUUGGCUGCCCACGUUGCAAUAACCACUGGAGGCAGGGCUGCUGCCAGGUGUUUGAUGCGAACGCAAAGCGCUAGUGUGGAGAGGAUCGAUACUGGAAGCGUUGAGAUGGGUAUAUUGGCAUGGCUAGAUUGAUAUGGCGUCCUGGCGUCCUUUGGCGGUCGGUGUACUCGUGGGAAUUUAUGGCGAGUUUGCUUUUAUCGUAUGUUUCCUUAGUACACAUCUAUCUUGAGUAUUUCCUUCUUUCUUUGUACUUUCACCUUCCCAGAUGUUCUCACAUGAUUGUACUAGCUUUUCAAGCUAAGGGAGUCUCAUGUCCUGUCAAGCAUAGCGCUGGCGCGCCAGUUUCAGCGUCUAAGUAUUGCAUGUCAUGUAGGUCUCUCGAUGCAUCGCAGUCCUCUGGGACAAGGAUGCUUAUUCCGUAGUCUGUACUAUUAGUCUAUCAAGUUCAAUUGAUUAUUAUCUCGCA
Molecule: messenger RNA, 827 nt
Organism: Cucurbitaria berberidis CBS 394.84
Lineage: Eukaryota; Fungi; Ascomycota; Dothideomycetes; Pleosporales; Cucurbitariaceae
Exons: 2
Coding region: 121-435 (104 amino acids)
Source: RefSeq, a predicted model, not a curated record